Messenger RNA from Biomphalaria glabrata, 2263 nucleotides. RefSeq names its product battenin-like. Lineage: Eukaryota; Metazoa; Mollusca; Gastropoda; Planorbidae. The transcript has a single exon. Gene Ontology annotation, biological process: lysosome organization; regulation of intracellular pH. The record is from RefSeq and is a predicted model, not a curated record. The coding region runs from base 827 to 2161 and encodes 444 amino acids. Gene Ontology annotation, cellular component: lysosome; membrane.
GGGUGUCAACUCAGUGCCUGGGUACUACUGUUUUACAACUUCCUACACCGCCAUCUCUUGCUGUCUUGCAGAAGUUUGUGCAAGGGCUUCUGUGAGUCCAUGUGCUUAUUAAAAGCUUAGAGGUCAAGUGAAGAUGUAAAUGAUGCUAGAAAAUGUAUAUCCAAAGGAAAAUACAUGUACUAAAAUAAUACAUUACUUUGAACAGACAUCUAACAGAUUGUAAUAAAAAUAGUUGGUAGCACUUUUCAAUGCUUCUACAUUCUGACACAUUAGAGAAACAUGUCCUUGAAUUUAAAUACAUCUAGUCAUGCAUGUUUCUUUUGAUUUGUGUGUGUGUGUGACAAGGCUUCUUAUAAUCUGUAUGGAAAUGGUUAAAAUUAAUUUAAUGUUGAAAAGUUGAAAGUUUAAUUGUGGUGCUUUAUGACAACAUUAUUGUGAAUAUGUCAAGUUUAAACAAACUAUGACUGAUAAGAUCAACUCUCAUAUGAUAGCGUUAAACAAAUGAGUUCAUCCAUUGAAAAGGUCUGUUGGGACUUGUCAGAUAUAAACUUAGUUUAUUAAAGAUCACAUUAAGUGUCUUCAAGUGGAUUGAAUGUCACACUAGUUUCAUAAGUAUUAUUCAUAUUAAUCACUUUUUUGUUAUCAGCUUAAAGCCAUCUCUUAGUUCACUUAUGGAAUGUGGCUAUCAGUUCUUUGUGGAUUCUUGAACUUUGGGCUCUUUUCUAUUUAGCAGAUCAGUUUUAUUUGACAAAAUUCAACAGACUGUACGCACAAUGCAGUCUAGCCAUCAAUUGUAAGCUUAUUAGUAUAACUCAUUAGUUAAAGAAUGGUUUUUAAACAUGGAGAACUGAGUUUGGAUUCUAAAGAAACUGUUGCUGCUUCAACAAGUAAAGAAAAGUUAGCUCACUACAGGAACCUGGUAGCCUUUUGGUUGUUUGGUUUGUGCAAUAAUUUUGCGUAUGUAGUGAUGCUUAGUGCUGCUCAUGAUAUUCUUAAAGAAGAAGAAACUUCAUUCAGAAAUCUAACAGAGCAAGCCAACAACUUUUCAAGUAGCAAGAAUUUAUCUUCACCUUUAGAUGUACAUUCUGAUGAUUCUAAUAUCACUUACCUGGAGUGUAAUAAGGUCAGCACAGGUGCCAUUUUACUGGCAGACAUCUUGCCUACACUGGCAGUGAAGCUCACCUUUCCUUUCUUCCUGGAAAGAAUUCCUUACAAUGUGAAGAUAACGUUAGUGUCAGCCUUUGCACUUGGGAGUUUCUUGAUGGUCGCACUAGCCCAUGAGAUGUGGUUGAGUAUUUUAGGCGUUGUGUUUGCCAGCAUCAGUGCUGGACUAGGUGAGUUGGCCUUUCUGAGCCUCACCACUUUUUACAACAGGAAUGUUGUUUCUAUGUGGUCUUCUGGAACAGGUGGAGCAGGAAUAUUUGGCUCUCUGGUGUAUGCUGGCUUUACAAGUGCUGGACUCUCACCCAGAAAUUCUUUGCUGAUAAUGGUUACAAUUCCUGUUCUUAUGAUAGUGGCUUAUUUCAUUAUCUUAACACGGCCAGAGUUGAAAGAAGAUAAUGAUAUUGAGAUGAUAAGCAGCAAAGUUAAUGACAAAAUCGACGUAAAAGAGAAAAAAGAUGUAACCUUAAAGAAAAAACUAACUCUGAAAGACAAGUUUAAACUUAUUCCCAACCUGUUGAAAUAUAUGGUUCCUUUGAUUUUAGUAUACUUUGGAGAAUAUUUCAUCAACCAAGGCUUGCAUGAGUUGCUGUACUUUAAUGGACAAUGGCUGUCUAAAAGUGAACAGUACAGAUGGUACCAAGUGGACUACCAAAUUGGUGUGUUCAUCUCAAGGUCAUCUGUUAACCUACUUCACAUAAGGAAACUUUGGAUUCUACCUGUGUUACAGUUUGCCAACAUGAUUUUGUUACUGUGUCAAGUAUUUUACAGAUUUAUUCCCAACAUAUGGAUUGUGUUUGUUAUUGUGCUGUGGGAAGGGCUUCUUGGUGGUGCCGCCUAUGUGAACACUUUCUUUAGAAUCACCAAUGACAUCCCUCCAGAGAACAAAGAAUAUAGUAUAGCCAUUGUUGCCAUGGCUGAUUCUUUUGGGAUAUCAGCAGCUGGGGCAGCAGCGAUUCCAUCCCACAAUGCAAUUUGUGGCUUGAAACUUACUAUGUAGUUUAUUGUUUGGAUUUAUAAACCAAGGUUGUUGUUUUUUUUACAAACAAAACAAUAAACAAAAUGACAUCUAAACCAACAAUAAAACUCAUAGAAGACCUGG